This is a messenger RNA of Dibothriocephalus latus, 615 nucleotides long. Lineage: Eukaryota; Metazoa; Platyhelminthes; Cestoda; Diphyllobothriidea; Diphyllobothriidae. The record is from the annotation of a GenBank genome assembly.
AAUCAGAGCUACAACACACUGGACGGCCGUCAUGGACGCACCCACUCAGAGACCCGGGGACGUCUCGGUGCUGAAAUUGACGGACUGCUAAAUGAUCUGAAUCGCAUGGGUCGAGAGGAGACCUAUACUUCGUCUCAAUAUCGAACAACAAUGAAUCAUCAGGUGGGCGGCCCACCAAUCGCUCGCUGGUCCUCCCUUCAGACCGGUCUUGGACGAGACGACAGCAGUGGACGGUACACGACCACACUGACUAGACGACAUGUGAAACGCAGCAAGGACCCAGUGGAGUUUCUGGUAAAGUCACCGGCGUCUGCUAGUGUUUCACGGGUGGACCUACUUUCAGUGGAAAACCGGCGGGAUCGCAGUGCGGCGUCUCCAUCCAUGCGCCAUAACAUUACCACUUCGGUGACGGCCACGAACACUAUGGAUGCUGCAGAUAGGCAGCGAGAACAGCGCCUGCUGGACGAACUGCUGGAGACGAGGAAGGAACUGCACGAACUGAAGAGGACCUGCAGUAUGACAGCUGCUGAUGGCAGUCGAGGACUCGGUCACAGUACUACGCUGAAGGUGCCCACCUCUGGAGGAUCUACGAUUAACUUAAACAGGUACUUAUGA